Molecule: messenger RNA, 10200 nt
Organism: Rhopalosiphum padi (bird cherry-oat aphid)
Lineage: Eukaryota; Metazoa; Arthropoda; Insecta; Hemiptera; Aphididae
Exons: 22
Coding region: 800-7036 (2078 amino acids)
Biological process (GO): cell-cell adhesion
Cellular component (GO): cell-cell junction
Molecular function (GO): cell adhesion molecule binding
Source: RefSeq, a predicted model, not a curated record
GACGGCGGCGGCGAGCAGUCGUCAGUCGGUCACGGCGUCCCGGUGAGCGACGUUUGUUUGUUGAUGUGUGCGUGUGUGUCACAGUCGGUGUGCACGCGUGUCUGUGUGUGAGCGUUUAGUGGUGUGUACGUGCGAGCGAUCGUUUCACCCGGCGGGGCACAGUGUGUGCCGAGUCUUUGCGUCGUACGGAAACUCGCCGCGCACCCGGAACGGUAAUCAGAGAGAUAAGGGCAAGAAAACCCGUCGGCGACGACGCCGAGUUUUUUUUUUUUUCUCUCCAUCAUCUUCUCGUUCUUGAACCACCGCACGUUUCGCCGAACGCGUGGAUCUCGUAUUCGCGCCCCAACGACCCCUCAAUCCAGCGAGGGUCGUUUUAUUAAAUUCUAAAUCGCAUAAUGUAUGUCGACGCGAUUUCAUUAUAUAGCGUACACGACGACCCUUAAAUGCGUACUUAAAAAAAAAAAUCCCCCUUUUCGAAUCUCCGCCACCGUUGACGGCUAUAAUACAUCGUUACAGUUGCAAAUUGUUAUAGAUUUCGCUGUGCUGCAUGCGACAUACAAGACUAUAAAUAUCGCAAAAGGCAGACGGAAAUAAACACUAAGGGGAAAGAAAAAAAAAAUAAGAAUUAAAAUGAUCGUAAAUUUUUCGACGGUCGUUGAACGGCGAAAUAGUGACUUAUUUGAAGGGUUUGGAAGUCUAAGAAAAGUCGCAGUGGCUAAACCACGAUCGACUUUGGCGUUGUAUACCGUUCGGCAAUGCGCCGUUUAAUCCGUUUGAAGAACACUAGUCGUUAGUCAACAUGAUUUGGUCAAUGAAGUCUUCGGACAGUGGUGGAGAAGGCGGCGAAGAAGAUUCGGGUGGCGGGGGUGGAAGCACCAAGGCGGUCAAGUGGCGACAGCGUGGUCAUCAAGUUUCAACCACUUCACUGUCAACAUCUUCGGGCUGUAGAUGGAUGACCAUGACAAUGUUCGUUUUCUUCUUCAUAACCAGCACGGCAGCCGUGCUAUCAAACUCCACGUUCAAAGGCGAACAGCAAAGCGACAUAAACGCACGCAUUGGACAGUCGGCGUUCUUACCUUGCGAACUGGAGCCCAAUAACGUGACCACAGGAUUCGAGAUCACCACCCAGUGUGGAAUAGUUCACUCCGUGAAAUGGUACCGAGGAGCAAACAGAAUAUUCCUGUAUUCCGGUGGGCCUCGCACGACACAGCCACACCGAGAAGGGUACACCGAUAGGUAUGACAGAUCUUAUUGGAGUACGGAACCAAAUUCUACUUUGGGCUUCUUGGUAAUGGACAAUAUAACAGCGCUUGACGAGGGUGUUUAUAAAUGUGAGAUCACAUAUACUAAAGUACACGAAGGUUGCAACAUCGUUCAGUUUAUCAACCUUACAACUUACACUGACCCUGAAUCUAUCAGUGUUGGAACAUUGAUUGAACCCAGUGAUCUUUCGGCGCACAAUUACAUCGAUCCUUCAUCUGAUUUUUAUGAUGACAAAAAUAGCGAUCCAAAAUUUGGUAUUAUGAAAAAGUUAACAUCUGGUGCAAUCGUGGGUCCAGUGGAUGAAGGAAAUAAAAUACGUCUGGUGUGUCGUGCAGGCCGUGCCAGACCUGUGCCCCAAGUUACAUGGUGGCAACAUAGUCGUGGUCCAAUUUAUGAUAGUGAUUUAGUUGAUUACCAAUACCGAAAAGUGGAUUCCGAUAUGUCCGAUGAUGUUUUCUCGUACUCGGGAUUAUGGGUUGCACAAAGCGUUCUCACCGUUGUCGGAAAAAGGGGUGCAAACGGUAGAUAUGAAUGUCGAGUAAAAACAGCGACUGAUUCUUCACCAAUUCUGACAUCUAAUGUCGAAGUCACUGUUAAUGUAAGUCCAUACUCAGUUGAAAUGUCCACUUCAUCAUCAGGUGCCACUGUAACUACGGUUUCUAAAGUUGACGAUCGUAGUAAGUCUCAAAAUAGCGAAAAUGAUAGAAAUUCCGGAGAAGUAGUUUACGCUGAAACUACAGAGGGCCAACCGUUAGUAAUUCGGUGUGCGGCCCGUGGAGCCCGUCCUCAAGCAAACGUGACAUGGUAUUAUUAUUAUAAGGAUCAAGAAAAUGACGACGACAAUGAUUACGGAAGUGGAAUAAGAAAUGAACAAAAUGUUCAUGCGCCUACCGUUCAAUCGUCGAAGCACGGCGCACCCGUUAUGUUAGGAAACAGUCAGCAAAACGGUGGUUCUACAGCUAGGUCUCCCAGCGAUUAUUUGAUAUCGGAACAGCGACGUAUGGAAGGUGGAGCAGAAAUUAUAGGUCCCGUAGAAAUAGCACAGCAUACUGAAUAUCAAGCUGAUGGCACCCGAGAUACGCACAGCCAAUUAUCAAUGUCACAACUUCAUCGCCAACAAGACGGUUCCAUACUGCGGUGUGACGCAUUCAAUAAUGUCGGUUCAUCACCGAAUCAACCUCUCACUGUAAACAUGACAAUCCGAGUAAAAUAUGUACCGACUGCUUGGGUAGUGCCUAUUACUGAUGGAGAAAAUUCUGGUGCGAUUGUAGAGGACGAAAUAAAAAACGAUAUAGGUCAACAACGUAAGGGAGGAGUUGAUAAUAGCAAUAAUAUAAAUCCAAUAAUAAUUGAUGCAUCCAAAGAUACUUACGACGGAUCACACUAUCAAUCAAUUCUAUAUACUGUAGUGGUUAAUGAAACUAAGGAAUUAAGGCUGCACUGUGCAUACCACGCCAAUCCAGAUAAACUCCGAACUCCUGUUAAAUGGUAUCGAGAUGGCAUUGAGUUACAAUUAGUUGAUGAAGAAGAACCAGCUUCAUCAAGUCACGGAACAUCAGCAUCGUCAUAUGCAGCAACACCAGCUACAGGCACUGGUACGCUAUCAGGAUCGUCAAACGGUGCUAAUAAUAGAUUUCGCACAAACCCUAUGGGAAAUACUGCAAAAUAUGCUCGAGUUAAAGGAUUGGCCAAUGGAAAUGGAGGAAUUCAUGGAGAUGGUAAUGGUGAAGACGCAACUGUACUAGUGGUUAGAAAGUUAACACGUUUCGACUCGGGCCGUUAUGAAUGUCGAGUAAGAAAUUCAGUUGGGGCAGCCAAUUCUACAAAUUUUGCAAACGUUCGUGUUCAAUAUACACCUAAGGUGAAAUUACACGUUAUCCUAGACGAUUCACUCGACGACAAUCAAACUUCAUCAACAGCGAGUAGCAAUAUCAACAAUAAUAUGGUUGGAUCAAAUCCAGUUGUAUUAGAAUCUGAACAUCGCAACGUCACACUUCGAUGUGCUGUACAAUUAGAAGAAGAUCAGCAAAAUAUUGAAGACACGAAUAGCGAUCCGUCUUUGAAUUUAACCUCUGUCCAUUGGUAUUGGAACGGUGUACAAAUGCAGUUACCAAAUUGCACUAGAGCACCGGAUAGUAGUGAUAUUUUUGUAGACGAAGAAGACGGAGACAACGAUUUUGAUAUCGAAAAUAAUGAUAAUGAAAAUAAUGCAAUGAACUUUAACUAUGAAACUAGUGAACCACAUGGAGAAGGAGAAUAUGACUCAUACGCUGUAGAUAAUGAUACUAGGAGACGUAAUAAAAAGCAAAGGAAAGUGGUGUGCACCGAUAGAGAACUUAUUUUAGUUAAUGUGACAAAAAAUAUACACGGAAAUUAUUCAUGCCGAGCGAGGAAUGCUGCUGGUCUUCUUACUCCGAUGUCCGAUCAGACACCUCUUAUCGUAUAUUUUGCUCCGGGACCAGUGACAUUGGAGUUCAGUCCACGACGGGUCAUAAAAGGAAGGAACGUAACCUUGAGAUGCAAUGCUCAAUAUCUUGGUCGGCCACAACAUCCUACUCGUUACUCAUGGUUUCGCGAUGGACAUCCAUUUUACCACCAAAAUCAAGGAUUAAUAAACCCUAGCAUAAAUUCUGGAACCGGAAUUAGUAUUGGCGCCAACGGAAAUAAUGGUGGGGGAAAUUUCAACCCCGAAUGGUUUGUUGAUCACGUCUCAUUGGAAACUCGUGCCAAUUUCACCUGUUCUGCUUACAAUGAAGGUGGUGUCACAUAUUCCGAGCCCGUAUAUAUCGAGGUUUUUGCUCCACCAAAUUACAUUACUGGGCCUCCACAAUACUUAGGAGUAGCUUAUAAUGCAUCACAUGUGAAUGCAUCGUGCACUGUUGAAUGUUAUCCUCAUUGCUCCGUUAACUGGUUACGCCGUGGUGUCCUCAUCGAUCCAAUAAACAACCCUAUGGACAAAGAAAGAUAUUCAAUACUGACGGAAUAUUUACCCGCGGAACGAUUGAAAAAUGAUUUCGAAGCGGUGCGCAGCACGUUGAUAUGGCGCAUGGACAACUGGCCAGGUGGUCGUGGCUUAGAUCCAAUAACAGAUUCGACGGAAUACAGUUGCCGGAGCAGUGGAAAUGAAGUUGGUCCACCUGUGUCAGAAUCGAUAAUGAAUUUCUCUGUUGAAUAUCCUCCUGGUAACAUGACUGUCUCCAAAACAGUCGUGCAUGUCAGUGAAGGUAACAUACCGGAAAAAGUGUUUUGCCACGCCGAGGGCCGUCCCCAGCCCACUUUUGAGUGGCGUUAUAUCGCCAAUACGAACAAUUGGAACGUGCCAGGAAACUCGUCUCAGUCAACCCAAUCAUCUUCGCAGCAAAGGCUUUCUUCUAUCGCCAACGCUGGAAACAGCGGUGUCGGUGGAGGCUCCGGAAGCGGUGGUGCCCAAAUUAAUAACCAACAGUUGGUUUUGAACUCAGCUGUGGGUAGGCAACAAGCUGGCUACUAUGCCUGCGUGGCUCGCAACACACACGGAAAUGGAACUGCGUACACCUAUCUGGACGUUAUGUAUAAACCUAGCUGUCAACUUAGGAUGAUAACCGUUGACCAAUUUAAACAGGAAUCAUCAGCUAGUUUGACUGAUCAAUCUUCCGAAUUAGAGGAAUUUUUGUCUUCAUCAUCCGGUGAAAAAAGAAUACUGGUGUGCACAGCUACUGCAAAUCCAAGCCAAGUACAGUAUACGUGGACCAUAAGAAACUCGGGUCGUCAGAACGAUACGUCUACAUCUUCGCCAUCUGAUUCUCCCGCUACUGAGAGGGUCAUCACCGUAUCAAUUGGAUCAUCAGGCAACAGUGGAUCAAACGAAGUGGAUAAUAUGGGAAGUUAUAAUCGGAGCAUACUAAUAUUACAAGAUAGGCUGGAAGUGAGUAACAACGAUGACGAAGAAGGAAGGGGUAGCGACAAUAUAUCCAACAACGGUGCAUCAGAAGGCGUCAGAACAUAUGUGUGUACUGUCAACAACACUGUAGGAUCGGACCAGUGUAGCAUUCAAGUUCAAGCUGUCAGUGAAAGUGACGCUCCCUGGUGGAAACAGUUUUUGGCAACCAUAGGUUUGGGUGGAUUGCCAGUGAUGGUCGUCUUGGUGGCCUUGGUUGUGAUUUUGCUACUUAUCGUCAUCAUCGUAAUUGUUAUCCUGUUGCUGUUCGUUUGUAAGAACCGUUACAUUAAACCGGGCAAUGGAGUGUCGGGAGGACGUCAAAAAUAUGUUAAACAAAAAUACCCUACAUUGACGGCGUAUAGGGUACCAGUCGUUUGGCGCCGGCACCGAGGCCGUGGCUUGCUAUUAAACAUAUCGAAAGUGCGACAAAAUCCCGAAGGAAGUGCCACGUCGUCGAUUUCCGGUGCCAACCCCGUGACUGCACAGCAGUGUACAGACCAGCCGGCGAAUGUCUCGGGCAACCCUAAGCCCCCGCCAGGAUACGACGACGACCAUUCGCAAUCGUUUUCCAGCCAGCGGACAACAUCGGCCGCGAGCGUCGUCGGCAAGUGGCCGCUCAAGCCGGGCGUGUUAGUGCAUUCGAAGCAGCAGCUGCUCAAGUUGCAGUCGGCCACUGCCCACGGCCAACCGGCGACGGCCGACACCGGGGACGGUGGCGGCGGGCCCGCCGACAAAAUCGUUGCCGACGGAAGCGGCGAAAAGCAAAAGUCGAAAAAAAACCACACCGGUAAAGGAAAAGCGCCGGCGGCCGAGUGCAUGAUGUUGGCCAACGAGACGCAGUCGGCGCGCGCGGCUCGCAUACGACGCAUGAUGAUCGGGUCUAAUAAUAAUUUGGUGCCAAAAAAACCGUCACCCACGUCACCUCCACCCGCGCCUCCUGUCCGACAGAGCUCGGAUACCGGCGCGGGAAGAUAUCCUUCUGCGACAGAUUCGCGAGGCGGAGCCGGUCAACAGCAGGACAACGAAUCCAACUUGGGAGCGACGGGUGACUCGAAAGCCGCGUUCUACGAAAACUUGCCGUUCCACGGAAUGCGACCGCCGCCCAAUCAGUCGUCCACACUUCAGCCGCACGCCGCACUGAGCAACGCCGGUAACGGUAACACGGCCGCCGGCCACGCCAACUACAAGCCGCCGCAGCCGCUGCCGCCCGCGGACGCGUCGCUGUCUCCGUUGUCGUCGUUAAUCCACCGGUCGCCGAACGGCGGCUACGUGUCCUUGCUGCGCCGGUCCGCGGUUCCCGAGUCGGACGCUGUCGCCCGUCGCCCGACCGCCGCCGUCCGGUUCAACUCGUUGCAGAGACCGGACCGCGGCUCGACGACCGCGUGGCAGCGACGCGAUCGGCAAUUCCGGUCGAUGAGAACCGUGGGCACGGGCAGCGGUAGCGACGGGCCGACCGCCGAGGACGACCGUCGGGGGCGCCAAGACGACAACAACAACGACAGCGGCAAAGCGAGCGGUGGCGGUGGCGGCGGCGACGAGACGAAAGCGUCGGCGGCGACCGUGGACCGCGGUGACGGACGAAAAGACGCGUUUUCCGCGUCCACAUUCCCCAAGCCGGCGCCCAGAACGCGCGUGCCGUCCGCCUCGGUGGCGCCGCCGUCGCUGUCCCGCCGCGACACUUACGAGAACCUGCAGCAGCUGUUGAACGGCAGUGACGGUAGCGUGAUCGGCACCAAUAAGCCCUACAAACCGCCGGCGGCCAGUGGUUACGCGGAAGGCGGUGACAUGGAGUACGCCGACGUGGACUACCGGACGAUGUAUUACGGGCCGAUCAAUUACAAACAAUCGUCCUGAGACUCUCGCCCCCUCCCCGCCAUCGUCGUCGACCUCGUCCUCGUCUCCUAAAAUAUGUCCUGCUCGAGCGCGCUUCCUCGUCAUCGAUACGGUUUAUGGUAUUGUGAUGUUUGUGAGACGAUUAUAAUUUAAUACGAGUCGCAUCGGUAUAUUAUACCUUAUAGCGGACAUUAUUAUUCAUAUAGUGAUGACUCAUAUUAUAAUAAUAUUAUACACCUCUAUGGCUUACACGAAUUUUUUUGUUUUUAUAUAAUAAUUAACGACGGUUUUUCUUUUCUGUGUCAAACCUUAUGAUUAAUAUCGUUGAUUGAUUGAUAUCGUUAAUUCGUGAUACUUAUUUAAAUAUUGCAGUUCUCGCACAAAAUAACGAUUCAAGUUCACAGCUGUCCAGAAGACCAAAAUUAAUAAUUUACAUACUGUCCCUAUAUCUCUCACUCGCAUACAUACACACACACAGACACACACACAGACACACACCCACACAGACACACGCACAGACACACACACAGAUACACAGACACACACACACAGACAGACAUACACACACAGACACAGACAGACAGACAGACACACACACACACACACACACACACACAUACACACACACAUACACAUACAUACACAUACAUACAUACAUACACAUUAUAUACAUACUUACGCAAAGGCCACAGGGUGAAAAUAAAUAAUUAAUAAACGUCUAACUGAUUAUUUAAUACAUUUUAUGUAAUUUAAUAUUCGCACACACACACCCCUGUAAAUAAGUGAUGACGAUUUAAACAUUCUAAACCAUUCACUCGAUUUAAUCUAAAUUAUAAUACGCGUAGACAAAGUUCGACAGUGGACCGUUAUUAUCAGUCAAUCUUCCGCUAAGAAUAUAUUAGUACUUGUGCAAAAGUUGUCAACAUUUCAGAAAAGUAUCGUCCCGCGUACCGCAUCCAACAGAAUAAUUGUAUAUAGGUACUAGGUAGUAGAACCAUUUUUCGUUUUCAUCUAUUUGUACUUCCAUUGAAAAACUGUCAAAUUAUUACCAAACACAUAUUGACAAUCUAUACACAAAAUGUUCUGUUACUAAAGGCGUACCUAUAUGAAUAUCUGUGAACAACAUAAUAUUAUUAUUACGUAUAUUUCGAAUUUCGAUCAUCGACCAUCAUAUUACUACCUAUUAAUUUAUGAUAUCUACUGUCGAUGUAUUUCAUAUCUAUUUGUAUAAAAUAUUUUAAUGUUACCUAUAAUAUUAUGGUCUAUCGCUUUUAUUUACAGUUAUAAUUGUUCAUUUAUUAACAGCGUAAUAAAUGUUACGUACGUGCCAUUUAUUAUUAUAAUUAUUAUUAUUAUUAUCGUAUUGUUGUUAUAAAUUUUAGUCAAUGCCACCGUUACAAUGACUAAUGACAUAAUAUAUGUAACGACGCGUAUAUUUCUUUAUUUGCAUCUGAAAUAAUAUUAUGUUUAUUUGGCAUUCUUAAUCGUCGUCGUUUCUUGUAGUCUGCUGAGAAGUCGAAUGCCUCCCAUCUAAGUGUUUAAAUGUUGAUAUAUCAAUAAAAAUGUAUUAUUAUGAAUCAUAAUAGUGUUUCAGUAACAAAUUAUUGUAGAAAUAUAGUCUUAGUAUAAUGAUAAUAAUAAUAUAUAUAUAUGUAUUUAAAUCGAUAUUAGAGAUGUAUGUUUUUACAGACGGUUUUUGAAUAGUUUGAUAAGUCGAGUACACGAAUAAAUUAUAUUUAAAUUAAUCAUAAUCAUAAUAGACAUGAUCAUGUUUUGUUUUGUAUACACACUAUACAUACGAAGACCGUCUGUCGUUAGUAGAAAUUAUAUUAUUCUAUAUAAUAUUAUAUAAUAGUAUGUAUCUAAACAAAUUAUAAUUGUCUUUGUGCACCUACGUGAGUGUGUUAAUAUAUAAUAAUAUGUAUGUGUAAAUUGUAAAAUGUAUUAUGUGUUAAAUAGUAGAGACUGCUGGUUACCACCACCGUGGCGACGGAAUAUUAUUAUUAAUUUUAUUGACAAUCAAUAAUUAAAACGUAUAUGUUAACUUAUUUUUUAUCGAAGUUUAUGCCCAUUUAAAUAUAUAUAUUGAAUAUGUAUGUGUAUAUAUUUUAUAUAGGUACUUAUAUAUAUAAAUACAUACACAUACAUAUUAUAUUUUAUUUAUUUAUCCCAGAUAUACCCAUAUUAAUAUAUAUAUUGAAUAUGUAUGUGUAUAUAUUUUAUAUAGGUACUUAUAUAUAUAAAUACAUACACAUACAUAUUAUAUUUUAUUUAUUUAUCCCAGAUAUACCCAUAUUAUAACUCUAUCGUGUUGUUACAACUUACGUCUUACAAUAUAAUGAUCGGUGUCUCUUAUAGGCAUUUGUAUAACGAUAUGAUCGUCAUUGAUCCCUUCUAUGGCUUACCCAUCUAAGGGUGUACCGUCUAUACGGAGAUGCUGUACGUGUCCAUACCACCUGUCGUUAUCUUCUAUCUGUCUAUAUGUUAUUAUAUACUUAUAGAUUAUAAUUAUUAUAAUAUUAACUUCUUUACUACGUAUAGUAUAUUUAUUGAUAUAAAAUAUGAUAUAAUAUAUAUAUUUUGUAUUAUCAUAAUUGAUACAUUUUCCCUUCGGACUAACAAAAUAACCUAAUUUUAUUUGUUAAUUAUUGUUGUACUAUUGUAUUUUGUUUUUAUUAUUUACGUGUCUAAGUUUACACCUGUAAUUUUAUUAUCAUACAAUUAUUAUUAUUAUUAUUAUUAUUAUUAUUAUUAUUAUCAUCAUCAUUAUUAUUAUUUUGCAUUUUUACAUUAACACGCGGCAUUUACGAUUAAUAUGUUCUUACUAUAUAUUGUAUUCGUAUUGCGGUAAUUGAAGGGUGGUGGAACCUCCGCCGUUUGUAUUCUAGUCAUUAUUUACUAAAUAUAUAAUUAUUAUAUCCUGAAUAUCCCCCAAAGGCAUUGACGCUUGCGACAAAACGACUUGAAGUGUUUUACAUUAUAUAUAUAUAGAUCAUAAUUGUAAUAAUUUUAAGUAGUAUAUCUAUACAUUUAAAAUGUUUUGUUUAGUUUAGAAUCGUUAUCAUAAAAUCAUUUUUUUUUUUAUAUAUAUAAUAUAUGUAUAAUGUAUAUAAUAAUAUUAUUGGUUAUGACGAUAAUAAUUGUUGUUUCGAUGAUAAUAAAAAAGUGUGAGAGAAAGAUAACAA